UGGCAGACUGUCGAGCCCUGGAAGGUGUACAGAGAUAUUCCUCCUUCCCCACAUACCUCCCAGUCAACUAUCAGCUGCUAAAUACGGAGUUGGGUUUUUUCCUCAAGGAAGCCAACCAGGACUUCAUGAGGAACUCUAGCCUGACGUCACGGACUGAGGCUUUCUUCAUCUACCAAGCCAGAAACCUGCCCUCGGUGAACGCCAGCUAUGGGCCUCUCUCUGUGGAGCAACCUGUUCCUAUAGAACUGCUGCAGAGUCCCCGGACGUUCCCCGCUUCGUCAGUUUUCACCUUUAACUGGAAGGUGCAGACCUUCAUCAUGAACACGCAGAUUGAUUUAGCCAAGCCCAAAGUACAGGUACUGUUUUACAUAGCGGGCAGGGACUGGGACGACUACAGUACGAUUGAUAAGCUGCCCUGCGUGCACAUGUUCGCUUUCCAUGAGACCCAGGAGGUACGUGGCGCCUGUCAGCUGAAAGGGGAGCUGGGGCUGUGUGUGGCCGAGCUGGAGCCACUGGCCAGUUGGUUCAGCUCCCCCAGCGUAGUGCCAGGGCGGCAGAGGAAUGCUGACAUGUCCGAGGGCACCCCGGUGGAGCUCUACUAUUUGCUGCGGUCCACAGAAGCGGGACAAUGCCACUCAGAGGAGUCCAGAAAGGAGAGCUUCCUCCGCUCCAAUCAAGAAGGGCUUUUCGGUAUCUAUACCUCCACCCCACUGAAGAGGAUUGGUGGCGUGAGGCUCUUCAAGAACCCCGCAGAGCCCCCUUUUACUGACCACUGGCUGGAUAAUAACUUUAUGGUCAUGGUUCCAGCCACACCCAUGAGACAGAGGGAGACCGUGUCUGCCUUUAUCGGCGUCUCUCCUUACUCCACGGUGGAGAUGUUUACUCUCAGCAGACACAAUGGAGUGCAAUGCAUGAAAAAUCCAAUGACACGGGCUCUACCGGGACCAACUUAA
Molecule: messenger RNA, 953 nt
Organism: Fundulus heteroclitus (mummichog)
Lineage: Eukaryota; Metazoa; Chordata; Actinopteri; Cyprinodontiformes; Fundulidae
Product: transmembrane protein 132C-like
Exons: 2
Source: RefSeq, a predicted model, not a curated record